CUCAGUGCAGUGGGGUUGAUGAUCGGAUUUUCGUCUCGUUCUCUGUGUUGUUGUUCUCGGUGACGCGACGGAGGUGUAGCCUGACGCGGUCUCUUACGUGUCGGCCUGAAUAAAAGUGGAGCUCCGAGGGCUCGAGAGUGACGGAGGGAGUCUGUAUCGAUUUCCACAGUAGAAGGGAGUGAGGACCUAACGGAGUCAGUGGACGGUGUGAAGAUUCUGCCUAGGUUCCCCUCUUAUAGCUAACUCAAUGACCAUGGAGUCGGGAGCCGAUGCCCAGCAGGGUGCAGACACUGCGGUCUCUGAAAAUGAGAACCAACAGCUCACACAGGCCCAAAUCGCCACUCUUGCACAGGUAACGAUGGCUGCCGGACAUGCAAGUGCCACAGGGCCUACUGUCACCCUGGUGCAGCUGCCCAAUGGUCAGACAGUGCAGGUCCACGGAGUUAUCCAGGCAGCUCAACCUUCAGUCAUUCAGUCACCACAGGUGCAAACUGUCCAGAUUUCUACAGUAGCGGAGAGUGAGGACUCACAGGAGUCAGUGGACAGUGUGACCGACUCUCAAAAACGAAGAGAGAUCCUUUCUAGACGCCCCUCAUAUAGGAAAAUCCUGAAUGACCUGUCAUCAGACGCUCCAGGAGUUCCGAGAAUCGAAGAAGAGAAAUCUGAGGAGGACACUGCGCCUGCCAUCACUACAGUGACAGUGCCAACCCCAAUAUAUCAGACCAGCAGCGGCCAGUACAUCGCCAUUACACAGGGUGGAGCCAUUCAGCUUGCAAAUAAUGGCACAGAUGGAGUGCAGGGAUUGCAGACUCUCACCAUGACAAAUGCAGCAGCAGCCCAGCCAGGGACCACCAUCUUGCAGUACGCCCAGACCAGUGAUGGUCAGCAGAUACUGGUGCCCAGCAAUCAAGUAGUGGUACAAGCUGCUUCUGGAGAUGUGCAGGCCUAUCAAAUUCGUACUGCCCCAACCAGCACAAUUGCUCCAGGUGUGGUCAUGGCAUCCUCCCCGGCCCUGCCAAGCCAAGGUGGUGCUGAAGAGGCCACGCGCAAAAGGGAAGUCCGCCUCAUGAAAAACAGAGAGGCUGCUCGUGAGUGCCGUCGGAAGAAAAAGGAAUAUGUCAAGUGUCUGGAGAACCGUGUGGCCGUUUUGGAGAACCAGAACAAAACACUCAUCGAGGAGCUCAAGGCACUCAAAGACCUGUACUGUCACAAAUCAGAGUGAUGUACACAUGUUCCGGCGGACUUACGUGUACAGAGACUAAAGGGCAAAUCAGCCCGACACGGACGCAUGUUUUCUAAAUGUUUUCUUAUUUUAAAAUUGCUGCAGACUGCCUGUAUGAACACACAAGUAUGUGAGGGAACUGAACAGAAGCCCCCUGGCCAACACAAAUCUCUUCUAGAAAUAUUGGAUCAUGUCAUUAUAGACAAAAAAUGCUGAAAACUUUACUGUGGACUUAAACACAGAAGCACGUUCUCGGCCAUCUUUACUCCUGGACUCAAACCGAAACUCAGAGGAGGGGUUUGUAGGAAAAUGUUUACCUUUUUUCCAGUGUGCUGUUGUAUAAGUCAUCAAUAACUUUUAAAAGAGUUACAAAUAAUGUAAAAUAAUAAUAAUAAUUUAACUGACAUUUCAGUAGUAUGGUAGACAUCAUUAAGAAAGAUUUUCUCUUGGAGUUGGCAUCAUUCCCUCUUUAGAUUCAAAAAGUUUAACGUGUCUGACUGUUACUUUUAUUUGGUGUAUAGUGCUCUUGUGUUUUAAGUUGACGUUUUUUACAUUUACUUAUGAACAAACUAUAUACAAAUAUGAAUAUUGAUUUACAGAAUCUAUGCCAUUUAUAAACUGAAAUAUCGUGUAUCAUAUACAGAACAAGAUUAUAUCCCGUGUACAUUUCAAUUUUGACAUUUUGCUCAUUUCAGAAGACAAAAAAAUGUACCUAAAUGAUUUAUUUGCUUAAAAUCCUGCCUUUGCAGUAGCAACAGUUGCACAAACACAAAAUAAAACGGUUGUUUUAUUGCUGACAUUAGGUCACUGAUACACCAAAAUUAAGUCAGAAGUUACGCACAGUCGUAAAUUUGAAAUAUUUACCAGGUUCAAACAUUUCUUCACAUUUAUGUUGCUCAGAUUCGGCAGAUCACUUUUGUGUUAAGCUUGUAUAUCAUAGAGCUAUAACUGGAUGAAAUACAGUCCAAUACAUUCUAUCUCUGGCAUUAUAGGCCAAAGCAUGUUUUAUCAAUAUUACAUAUUUGGCUUUGAUAACGUUAUAUGGUCAAUUUUUUUUUUUUUUUUCAACACUAUGAACGUGGAGGCGGUGUCUUUGUAUUUGAUAACACAAGUAAAGAGUACAUGUUAUCAAUCUAUUAUGGCAUAUGCAUUUUGGCAGCUAUUUCAUAAAAAAAGACAUGUUUAAAGGAUUUCUCUUGUUUCAUUUUUCCUUUUUGUAUACAUUCUGUUGCUUCUGAAAGUUCAAGAAACAACUGAACAGUUGGUAACUUAAGUUACAGCUUGCCUUUAUCAACAUUAGUUGUAUUUUGUUUACAGAGUUGUCUCAUUUGACCCAAACUUUUAAAGUUUUUGAUGAAUAAUGUUUUUUUUUUUAUUUUUUUUUUUUAAAUCAGGUAAUUAUUGGACUUUUAACCAGCUCAUGGUUUCACAUGUUGGUUGGAGAAUGACAUUUUGCAUGUUCUCUGCAUUGAGGACUGAAAGUUUUAAAUGAGAUGUUAGCAGACUGAAUUAAAAAUGCCCGUCAACAAUUCCAGUGUGUUCCGAAAUGUACCUUUUGUCAUCUGUUGGCGAGUGCAUCAUCUGCUGCUACUCUUAAAUGUCGAACCGUCUGCCUGACGUGUCAUUUACGUGCUCAAGCGUGACAAAUUAGGGAAGCAAUCUCUCCACAGCAGGCACUCAAGGUCCAGAUCUGCAGUCUAACUGCUUAUGCAAGCUGACAUGCAACCUGAUUUCCCUUACAAAACCAAUUAUUUUCCGACACAAGAAUCUCUUCGAAGGACAGACUGACCUCAGCUUUCAGAGAAAUGCAAAUUCUGUCUGUCUCCAGUGAUAGAAUCUUUAUUUAUUUUUCUGAACCAACAUGAAUAGAACUUUUUUUUCCCUCUUGUAUGUACCCUGUAUGCAAUGAGAUUGAUCUACUGCCAUGCUGGCCAAAGUGAACUCUGAAAUAUGCGAAUAUGCGUGUUUGCCUUCAUGCAUACAAAAGACCAAUCAAUUUAAAGCAAUGUUUGAUUCCACUCAUUUUGGACAAACACAUCAUGCACUUUUUUGUAUGAUAGCUUUCACCUUUUGGACACUAUGUACAAUAACCGUUAGGAUUUUAUAGUGUUUCAAAAGUUUAGAAGUGUAUUGUAUAUACUCUGUGACUUGGCUUACAUUUUUAGAAGCUUUGCACUCUAUUACUAUAUAAUUGUGUAUACUUGUUGUUGUUCCCCCACCUCCCUUUUGUACACAAAUGUAAAUCUUUAAUAAAAUACUAAUACUGCA
This is a messenger RNA of Megalobrama amblycephala (Wuchang bream), 3490 nucleotides long. It is a transcript of the gene creb1b, whose product is annotated as cAMP responsive element binding protein 1b. The coding region runs from base 248 to 1222 and encodes 324 amino acids. Gene Ontology annotation, cellular component: ATF4-CREB1 transcription factor complex; nucleus. The record is from RefSeq and is a predicted model, not a curated record. The transcript has 9 exons. Gene Ontology annotation, molecular function: cAMP response element binding; protein binding; DNA-binding transcription factor activity, RNA polymerase II-specific. Gene Ontology annotation, biological process: regulation of transcription by RNA polymerase II. Lineage: Eukaryota; Metazoa; Chordata; Actinopteri; Cypriniformes; Xenocyprididae.